Molecule: messenger RNA, 1795 nt
Organism: Diabrotica balteata
Lineage: Eukaryota; Metazoa; Arthropoda; Insecta; Coleoptera; Chrysomelidae
Source: the annotation of a GenBank genome assembly
AGGAUAUUACUAUUAGUUUUAUCUUAAUCUUUAAUCGAUUGUGAAUUGUGACAAUGUUACUCUUGUAUAUGCUGUUAAUUUCCACGGUUCUGUUGGAAUGUUCUUCAAAUAGCAAUGAGAUCCUACUGGAUUUUCCUCUUGGAACUGUUAAGGGUAAAACGAGAACAACUGUAAAUGGUGUGACCGUCCACUCCUUCCAAGGAAUACCUUUUGCCGAACCAGUAGUAAAUGAAUCCAGAUUUGAGGUUGCUAAGCCAAAAAAGCCAUGGACCGGUGUACUCGAUGCCACCACAGAAGGUAGCUACUGUAGGCAGAUUACAUACGCAGAUGUUUCGGGUGAUGAAGAUUGUUUGUUUGUCAACAUAUUUUCUCCACAAGAUCCCAAGUUAAACGCAAGUCUUCCAGUAAUGGUGUUCAUUUAUGGAGGCGGUUUUAUCGAAGGAGCUUCAAUAGAAGUAAAUUACGGUCCUGAUUAUCUAUUGGAUUAUGAAGUAGUUGUAGUUACAUUCAAUUACAGAAUAGGACCCUUCGGAUUCUUUUCAACCGGAGAUGAUAUAGUCCCUGGAAAUAUGGGUUUAAAAGACCAAGUGCUAGCUUUACAAUUUGUUAAUAAAUAUAUUCAAUAUUUUGGAGGAGAUCCGACUAAAGUCACUAUCUUUGGACAAAGCGCUGGAGCAGCUUCCGUACAUUAUCAUGUCCUGAGUCCAUUAUCCAAAGGUUUAUUUAGAGCUGCAAUAUGUGAGAGCGCUUCUGCUUUAAGUGUUUGGGCGAAUCAAAAAAAUCAAACGGAACUUUCGUACCUCUUAGCCUCUAUACUUAAUCCUGCCUUUGCAACGUACAAUGCGACUUCUUCUGAAAUAUAUGAAUAUUUACGAAAACUACCAGCAUAUGACAUCGACAGAGCAGCUCAUCAAAUACAUCUAAUGGAAAAACCAUCGGAUAUUCAAAUACUCAAAGGAGUGUACUGGGGACCUGUGAUAGAGCACGAACAUGAAGGUGCAUUCAUAAAAAAACCAAUGUAUGAAAUGUUAAAAGAUGGCGAUAUUAAUGACGUCAAAUUGCUUAUUGGUGUGAAUUCUGAGGAGAUGUUACCAGCAGAUUUCAGUAAUUUAGGUCAAACUAUUGCUGUCUUUGAAGACGAUCUGGAACUACUGGUCCCCAAUAAACUAAAUGCUAAGGACUCUGAUAAAGCUGUCAUUGCUCAAAAGAUAAAAGAUUUUUAUUCUCCUUACUUCAAUUUCAGUGUAAACCAAAGACAAUUCAUUAAGUACCAAAGUGAUCAGAGUUUCGCUAGAUCAAUUCUCAAGGCUGCUGAAUUGGAAUCAAGAUGGCAUGACGUCUACGUUUACGAGUUUGAGUACCAUGGACCUUUAGGAAAAUUUGCAGAUACACCAACUAUUGGAUUUUCCGACGACGUCAGACACACAGAGGAAAUAAGUUAUCUUUUGUGCCAUAGCUACACAAGUCUAAAUACCACCGAUAUUACAAAAUAUCCUAUAACCGAUCAAAUAGUUCAAAAAAGAAUGACAACUUUGUUUACCAAUUUUGCCAAAUAUCUUGAUCCAACGCCUGAAAAAAUAAAUAUAUUACAAAACAUAACAUGGCCCAGUGUGAAACCUAAUAAUUUCCAGUAUUUAGCCAUUGGAUCUUGGAUGGAAGUGAGGAGAAAUCCAAUGGAGAAUAUGUACAGAUUUUGGAAUGAAAUAUUUUCAACAUAUGGACAAAAACCGUUUAUUUCUUACUAAUCUUUAAACACUGUACAUAAAAGAUAUAAAUACAACUUUCAUUUUUAUAA